Molecule: messenger RNA, 1631 nt
Organism: Gryllus bimaculatus (two-spotted cricket)
Lineage: Eukaryota; Metazoa; Arthropoda; Insecta; Orthoptera; Gryllidae
Source: the annotation of a GenBank genome assembly
AAUACGUCAAGCUGAGUAUUGGAGUCAUCUGUUCUGCAUCUGUCAAAAAGGGACAUGCUUCGUCCUCGGAGUUAUCAGAAAAACAGGUUAUCCAACUUCAAUUAUUGAAUACAAUGUCAAAGAGAAACUACAGAAAAUUACGAAAGUUCUUACAUUUUACUUGGUUUCACUAGCAGCUACACAGUCAUUUAUUGGCUGAAUUAAUUAAAAAUGAUACCAAUUUCUUCCUCAGAAAGUAUUUUCAUUUAUUCAAGCGCAGAAAUAUUUGUGUGCAAGUAUGACGGUACCUUACCAAGCAGAAUUUCAUUGCAGUUCAGAGUACAAACUUGGCACAACUCUGUACAACUGUGGUCACUUCAUGGUCACAGUCACGUGUGAUGAAAGUUGUACAAUUAUUCUGCAAACAUACGUGUAUGCUAUUCGCACCGGUGUGUGACAAGCACAAUAAGGAGGGUGCGAUUGUUAAUACGUUGCUAUGGGAUUUUCAGAAUCAUUCUCCUUUAUAUAUAAAAAUCAAGUGGUAUACACCUUGCAAGAUUGUACGAAAUAUGCGUUUAGCUAUAUCAUGCCGCAAUGGAAGAAAACAGAAACUGUACCAGCAGCCCAUUUUUCUACAAAAAUUUUAAGAUGUUCACCCACUUCAUUAGUUCGAGUGGCUGGACUAUUUGGAGCAUCGGCAGUGAUAUUAGGAGCUAUUGGUGCCCAUGCACAUAAAGAUGCAACACCAGAACAAAAGAAAAUCUUUGAAACUGCAAAUGGUUAUCAUUUCAUUCACUCUGUGGCUCUUCUUGGAGUACCUAUGAGCCGCUGGCCCAGGACAAGCGGGGCACUGCUUACACUUGGUAUGGUUCUGUUUUGCGGCUCUUGUUACCAUCAAGCAUUUACUAAUGAGAAGAAAUUUUCUGCAGUGACUCCCUGGGGUGGCACUCUUCUUAUUGCUGGUUGGCUUGCAAUGGUUUUAUAAAAAUAACAAUCAACCAGUUUGAAAAUGUUUUAUGUGAAUGUGAAAAUUAGAGAACUCAAACAUUUAAUGUUUGAUGUGUAUUGUUGUUUAUUGGAAAUUUGUAAGUCCCUACAUCAUCUAUUAUGUUUUUAAUAAAUGUAAAGUAAAAACUGUACUGUGUAAUAAAUGAAUUUCAGUAUCUUGACUAGACUUUCACGAGAGGUAGGCAUUUCAUGUCAGUGGGUUUCUCUGAGACAAGAUAUUUAAAGAACUACAUCUUCACCUUUUUUGAAGUUAAGAAAUUAAACAUCUUAAUAAUAUGAGUGAUAUACAAAAGUCAAUUGGCAAUUAUCGAUAGUGUAAAUCUAGUUUUUUCAUGAAAUGCCUCUAUUUCCUUGCUUCAGAAAACUUGUUUUUGCUUUGACCACUACAUAAAUUAUCAGUAUAUAUAUUUAUAUAUAAAAUUACAAAAAACAAUGUAAUAACACAAUUGAUUAAUAAAUUACUUGCCUUAAUCCAUAAAUAAGCAACUGAAAAAUUUUGUGAAACGAACAAGUUUAAUUUUGUACACAUGUACGAAUACCUGUUAAAUAUACUUUUUCUAUGACCAAUGAUGGCUAUCAUUAGUUAUGUUCAUUGGUAGUAACUAGUAUAGAGUACUCAGUUAAUGCCACCUAAUGCUCUCCCA